Molecule: messenger RNA, 795 nt
Organism: Exaiptasia diaphana
Lineage: Eukaryota; Metazoa; Cnidaria; Anthozoa; Actiniaria; Aiptasiidae
Exons: 1
Coding region: 4-795 (263 amino acids)
Source: RefSeq, a predicted model, not a curated record
GAAAUGAUGGAGAAAGAUUGUCAAACCAGUGGUGCAGCUUACCCCUGUCCGUACGAUGGUUGUGUCCGCGUUUUUCAGAGGUUGUCUGCUCUAGAAAAACACCUUUCACUGGAAAAGUGCGAGCAGAAGCUUGAAAGAAUGUCGCUUCUCGACCGUGCAAAACUAGGYUAUAAAGAAUAUCUGGAAGAGGGGACUGGCAUUCUUCCGAYGCUCAAUCCUAUCGUAACAUCCGUUGAAUCCGGGAAUUCUGAGACACCUGAGGGAUGGGCAUUGAAAGAAAGCAAAAAGUCCUACCGCUUCAACGACGAACAGAAGAGGUACUUGGAUGCUAAGUUUAACAUUGGACAAGAAACAGGUCGAAAAAURGAUCCAAAUGCUGUUUCAGCAYAGAUGAGAAAGGCACUAGAUUCAAAUGGCAAACGSCUCUUUACUGUGAACGAAUUCCUGUCUCCACAACAAAUUAAGUCGUACUUUUCUCGCCGUGCUGCAAAGCUUCGACAGCAAUGUGAUGUCACGUCUGAAGAUGCCGCGGCCRCUGAAGAAGAGACCAAUUKCUGUUUAGCUCGUGAUGCUGCCUUCGCUAACCUUCAACUGCAACAUCCUAUAGAAUUCAACCAGUAUAACAUUUGUCAGAUGUUUACAGAAAACUCCCUAGGAAARCUAAAGCUUGGCCUUUUGCAAGAAAUGUGCGAGAGCCUAGAAUUAAACGUGCCASAAAAAAGGCUGCGACGUAGGGCUCCAURUGUUGAUCUGCUGAAAGAGCUUGUUCAUAAGUGCUCGUGCCAAAACAUUUGA